GCUCUGGCUUUUAAAGUGUAUUUGUGAGGUGAAGCCGGUUGGAGUAGCAGUCUCAAUCAGGACGAUCUGCGAUCCGGAUCACGUGAACAAAUAUGCUCGCAUUUUAAGGCAGCGCCUUUAUUUGUCAUGAUAAGCUUUCCGAAAUAUACUAAUGUCGACUUCGUCCCGCCAGCCUGCCUCCGUAAAACGUUCGCUUUUUUUUUUUUUUUUUUUCAAACGGGAAGCUGAUCGCUAGUAAUAUUUCGUUUUGGAAUAAGAAGACCUUCUUGGCUUUUUAUUGGUAGCUGAGUGAGUGGCUCCCAUUCUUUCGGGAAUACUGUCCGCAUCGGUAUAUGGAAAUGCCUGGAAAAGCGCGAGAUCAGUUUUAAGACAGUACUUGUCUAUAGACAAAGGGUGAAGGAUAUAUCCGAGCGGCAGAACUGAGAGAUAUUGAGACUAAGAAGCACGGCUAUAUAAUAAAUUGACAUCGCAGGUCGCCGUCUAAAUGAUGAAGACCGCUUGAGGAGAAACAGAGGAGAGAAAGCCACAGAUUGCGGUCAAAGGACAGAAAAUCUGUGGGAAGCUGCAAUCACGUGAUUGACAAGUCCAUGCGAUUGGACAGGGGUUCACAGGCUCUCUUAGUUUGAACCUUCGCCAUGCAGAAAGCCACUUAUUAUGACAAUGCUGGACUUUUCGGAGGAUAUUCGUACCCUAAAUCUGACUCCUACGCGUACGGUCCUGCACACCAGGGCUUCUCGUCCUCCAGCAUAGACAACGACUAUCAAAAUCCGAUCUGCCCCAUCCAAACCACGCCGGUCCGGCCGCCAGCACAUAAAAAUGGAGACAUCAACGGCAGUUGCAUGCGGCCAAGCGCCAGCCAGGGCAACAGCCAAACAGAGAGCAUCAGUGAGCAGCAGCAGCAGCAGCAGCAGGCUGCUCCUUUAGCGGCCAGCUCACCCAGCCCUAACAGCAACUCCACGCAAAAAAAGAAAUCUCCCAGCACCACCGGCUCCAGUACUGCCACCCCAGUCAUCACCAAGCAAAUCUUCCCUUGGAUGAAAGAGACGCGCCAAAACGCAAAGCAGAAAAGCACCAACUGCCCAGCUUCAGGAGAAACCUGCGACGACAAGAGUCCACCCGGCCCUGCGUCGAAACGAGUGCGCACUGCCUACACCAGCGCCCAGCUGGUCGAACUGGAGAAGGAGUUUCAUUUCAACCGCUACCUGUGUCGCCCCAGAAGAGUGGAAAUGGCUAAUCUGCUCAACCUCACCGAGCGCCAAAUAAAGAUCUGGUUUCAAAACAGGAGGAUGAAGUACAAAAAAGACCAGAAAUCCAAAGGCAUAAUGCACUCUCCCUUAGGACACUCUCCGGACAGGAGCCCGCCGUUAAGCGGCUCGAAUCACAUUGGAUAUUCCGGUCAGCUUCCAAACGUGAACGGCCUGAGCUACGACGCGCCGUCUCCUCCGUCGUUCGCCAAACCGCAACAGAACAUGUACGGCUUGGCAGCCUACACGGCGCCGCUGGGCGGAUGCAUACCGCAGCAGAAAAGAUACCCGGGGACAGAGUACGAGCACCACGGCAUGCAGGGCAACGGGAGCUUCGCGAACGCCAAUUUACAAAGCAGCCCCGUUUACGUCGGGGGAAACUUCGUUGAUUCGAUGCCGGCCUCGGGCCCGAUGUUCAACCUCGGUCAUCUCCCCCAUCCCUCAUCCGCUAGCGUGGACUACAGCUGUGCCGCCCAGAUUCCGGGUAACCACCACCACGGACCGUGUGACCCCCACCCCACAUACACAGACCUCAGCUCUCACCACGCGUCUCAGGGAAGGCUGCAGGAUGCGCCCAAACUCACGCAUCUGUGA
Molecule: messenger RNA, 1838 nt
Organism: Puntigrus tetrazona (Sumatra barb)
Lineage: Eukaryota; Metazoa; Chordata; Actinopteri; Cypriniformes; Cyprinidae
Gene: hoxd3a
Product: homeobox D3a
Exons: 4
Biological process (GO): regulation of transcription by RNA polymerase II
Cellular component (GO): nucleus
Molecular function (GO): RNA polymerase II cis-regulatory region sequence-specific DNA binding; DNA-binding transcription factor activity, RNA polymerase II-specific
Source: RefSeq, a predicted model, not a curated record